Desarmillaria tabescens is the source of this 744-nucleotide messenger RNA. RefSeq lists its product as uncharacterized. The coding region runs from base 1 to 744 and encodes 247 amino acids. The transcript has 4 exons. The record is from RefSeq and is a predicted model, not a curated record. NCBI's taxonomy places the organism in Eukaryota, Fungi, Basidiomycota, Agaricomycetes, Agaricales, Physalacriaceae.
AUGCACUUAUUCCUAGCUGACAAAGAUGUACCCAUCUACCCAAGAACACAUAUGGAUGCAAUUCAAAGGCAACUCGAUAUUGCCCAUCAAAUUGACAGUGAGCGGAAGGCCUUCUUGUUGGAUAACAUUGACGCAUGCAUCGAUGCUAUAUACACCGGAAGCAUGCAGACCUGGUGGAACAAUUUUUUGCCACGCUACAUUGCGCAGUUCCCAGACACGGUGCUGGAUGAACGAUCCUCAGGCAGUUGCUUGCACCAUUGGAGCAUUGAGUCCCUGCAGCAGCAACUGUCCCAGUGGAUGGAUACCCAUGGAUGCAGUGAGGCGAAGGUUGGGUAUGCUUAUGAUAAGAGGGCCAACAUUACUCUCAGGACCAUCCAUGAGGUCGCCGGUGCUUUCAGUGAUGAACUCUCCGUUGGGCCAGAAACCGACAACACUGCCAAAUCUGUGGAGGACGAGGUGGUCGACAUGCUAGCGGUUGUUGACGCCAAGAUUAUGCAGCUCGGAGGUAAGCUGGUCAAUAGUAUGUCCAUCGAUGAAACCACCAACGCCACUGCAUCAGGUUCCGACAAUUCAGGGAGCACCGUAUCCCCAGGCGAAGAGGCUUCCAACAUGCUGGAUGUUCUUGACGCCCAGAUUGCAAAGUUGCAGGCAAGGCAUGACCAGCUUGCGCAGGAGAGGGAUGCUAUCCACACCCAUGCAAUGAAUCUUUGGAUUGAGAGUGUCUAUCAAGCGUACGGAUGGUGA